GUAUAUACAGAUACAUACACAAACAGAAACACACGCACAGCUAUUAGGGUUUUGAGGGUUGUGGUUGAUCUGUGGAUCAAUGGCUGUGGAAGUGACGAGGAUGAGAGGGACGGUGGUGAUGUUCAGUAACCAGAAGGGUUAUGGAUUCAUCAAGCCGGAGGGCGAGGGCGAGGCUGAGGGCGAACAGCUCUUUGUGCAUCAGACGGCGAUCAAAUCCGAGGGUUACCGGACGCUGCACGAAGGCCAGGAGGUGGAGUUUGAUGUAAUCAAGAAGGGGGAUAGGUUUCAGGCCGUUGAUGUGACCGGACCUAAUGGCGCGCUGCUUGAGGAUAGCCGUGGCGGCGGCGGUGGCAGGGGGAAUAGCCGCUCCGGUUUCGGAUUCGGAAACGGUGGCGGCGAUGGUUAUAAUCGGAGGAACGGGAAUGGAUACAGAGGAGGAGGCGGCGGCGGAGGCGGGGAGUGUUAUAAUUGUGGACGGACUGGACAUUUAGCUAGGGAUUGCGACCGGAAUAGCGGCGGCGGCGGCGGUGGAGGUGGCGGCGGUUGCUACACGUGCGGUGGAUUCGGUCACAUGGCUAGGGAUUGUCCAAGUGGCGGUGGCAAUCGUGGAAGCGGUGGUGGAGGAAAUUGUUUCAAGUGCGGCGAACGAGGCCACAUGGCGAGGGACUGUCCCAGCGAGAAUGCCGGCGGCCGUGGAGGCGGCGACGGUUACGGGAGGUUUGGCGGUGGCGGUGCAAACAAGUGCUACCACUGUGGCGAACCAGGACACUUUGCUAGAGAGUGCUCCAACAAAGACUAAUUUUAUCUGGUCAUCUCUUUUCUAUCAUCUGAAUAUUUUGAACAUAAUAUUUUUUCCUGUUUGUUUCCCAACCCUUUUGGUUGGUUAUAAACACCCGUUAUUGGCUUUUCAGAAUCUUCUUUUUCAUAAGUGGCUUAUCAGAAAUAUUGCUGUCUGUUCUUGACUUCUUGCUUUGCUUCAUGUUCUGCUAUCUUGUCAAAGAAUGCUUUUCUUGUAGUAGAUUAAUAUACAACUGAAUGUGUUCUGUGUA
This is a messenger RNA of Ipomoea triloba (trilobed morning glory), 1049 nucleotides long. Its product is annotated as glycine-rich protein 2-like. NCBI's taxonomy places the organism in Eukaryota, Viridiplantae, Streptophyta, Magnoliopsida, Solanales, Convolvulaceae. The transcript has a single exon. Bases 80 to 799 code for a protein of 239 amino acids. Gene Ontology annotation, molecular function: nucleic acid binding; zinc ion binding. The record is from RefSeq and is a predicted model, not a curated record.